AUGGCUGAGGUUAACCAAAACUGAAAAAUGUACCCCACACAUUCAAUAGCCAACACAGUGAACUAUUCAAGUGGCUGUUCCUAAUUCCACCUAGCCAACCUCUCUUAUUUGGUCUGUGCGAUUUAAGUGUUCUUGCCAAGACUGAUCUUGAUUUACUUUGAAUGAUGUGUUCAAAAAUCGGGCAAAUAUUACUUUCAGUCAUAUGCAUAACCAUUUCACUAAUAUCAGCUCAGGAUGGUGAUGUUGUAUUUCUUCGGGCUCUCAAAGAUGAUUGGAAGAACACACCACCUAGCUGGGAUCACAGUUCCGAUUCGUGUGAUAGCAGUUGGGAGGGCAUCAGCUGCACAAACGGUCGUGUGACCAGAAUCACCUUGGCAAACAUGCAACUUUCGGGUGAGCUCUCUGGACACAUCUGGCAGUUUACCGAAUUGCAGAUUCUAGAUCUGUCGUACAACAAAGAAUUGAUCGGUUCACUCCCUCCGGAAGUCCAAAAUCUGAGGAAACUAACCGAACUAACCCUGGUUGGAUGCGGCUUCACUGGUCCUAUUCCGGACGCCAUUGGAAACCUUGAAAGUCUUACCUCUUUAUCUCUGAAUUCAAACAGCUUCACCGGAUCCAUUCCAGCUUCAAUUGGCAAGCUUAAAAAUCUUGAUUGGUUAGAUCUCACUGGUAACAAGCUUACAGGGAGUAUACCAGUUUCUAACGAGAGUACACCUGGUCUUGAUAUGUUAAGUAAUGCGAAGCACUUUCACUUAGGAGACAACCAGCUUUCUGGUGAAAUCCCACCUGGGCUCUUCAACUCCACCAUGACACUGAUUCAUCUGUUGUUAGAUAACAACAAGCUUAGGGGCACUAUUCCUUCCACCCUUGGACUUGUCACGUCUCUCCAAGUUGUACGACUUGAUAGGAACUCUUUGAGUGGCAAUGUCCCUCCAAGCAUCAACAAUCUUGUCAAUACUAGCGGCAUGUUCUUGUCAAACAAUCAAUUGACCGGCCCUAUACCGGAUCUUACAGGCAUGAACCUCCUGAACUAUGUAGAUUUAAGCAACAAUAGUUUUGAUCCGUCACCAGCACCGUCAUGGUUUUCAACUCUACUGGCUCUGACAACUAUUAAGAUGCACAACACUAACCUUAGAGGAGAACUGCCGCGUGACUUGUUCCGCAUUCCUCAGUUACAGAAAGUUGAUUUAAGUUCCAACAUGAUAAAUGGCUCUUUGGAUAUUACAUCAAAUCCUAGCACACAACUUCAACUUGUUGAUCUUCAACAUAACCAAAUUGAGGGCUUUAUCCAACGAGAUCAAUAUGAAGAUAGUAUUGUUAUAAUACUUGCCGAUAAUUUAAUAUGUAGAGAAUCUGGUGUGACGGACCGAUACUGUUCCUCUCACACAAAUAUUACUACAUAUUCGACGCCAUGGAACAACUGUGGACCUGCUUCAUGUGUUUCUAACCUGGUUUUGAGUCCAAACUGUCAGUGUGCAUAUCCAUACAAGGGGUCAAUUUACUUCAAAGCUCCUUCCUUCUCUUCACUAGAAAACUCCACCAUUUACCUCUCGCUUCAUAAUUCAUUGAUGGCGUUAUUUCAGGACGCUGGUCUCAGUGUAGAUACAGUGUCAUUAAAGAAUCCUAGGAGAAAUGCGGAUGAUUAUCUUGUGAUUGAUCUUGAAUUUUUCCCAUCUGGAGUACCAAGAUUCAAUAGGACAGGGAUUCUUGCGCUUGGGUUCGCCCUUAGUCCUCUAAAGUUCAUUCCUCCAGAAGGAUUUAAUUACAUCUACUUUUUCAUUCCUGAAAGUUAUGAGUUCUUGCCAGGUACCAAACACAAGUCAUCCAACACUGGAAUUAUCGUGGGAUCCGCAGUUGGUUGUUGUGUGCUUGUGGGGAUAUUAGUUCUUGUAGGAACGUAUUGUUUUCUUCGAAAAAAACCAGCCCAACAGGCCCAGCCCUUUGCACUCUGGGAUCCAACCAGUGGGAGUGGUGGUGUUCCACAGUUGAAAGGAGCAAGGUCCUUCACCUUUGAGGAACUUCAGAAAUACACAAACAACUUUUCGGAAAUUAACAACAUAGGAAGAGGCGGAUACGGGAUGGUAUAUAAAGGAAGUCUUCCGAACGGGCAGCUGAUUGCAAUCAAAAGAGCUCAAGACGGAUCUUCACAGGGUGGGCUCGAGUUUAAAAAUGAGAUCGAACUUCUUUCAAGAGUUCAUCACAAGAAUGUGGUGGGCCUCAUUGGAUUUUGUUUCGAUAAGGGUGAACAAAUGCUGGUUUAUGAGUAUAUCGUGAAUGGGACACUCAAGGAUAGUCUUUCCGGGAGAUCGGGCAUUAGGUUGGACUGGAUACGGAGGCUUAAAAUUUCACUUGGAGCAGCAAGAGGCUUGCAAUAUUUACAUGAUCAUGCUGAUCCCCCAAUCAUACAUAGAGACGUUAAAUCAACUAACAUCUUACUAGACGAACGACUAGUUGCGAAAGUUGCCGAUUUCGGUCUAUCCAAGCCAUUAAGUGACGCUAAUAGAACUCAUGUAACCACUCAAGUCAAGGGGACCAUGGGUUACAUGGAUCCUGAGUACUACAUGACUCAACAAUUGACCGAAAAGAGUGACACUUAUAGCUUUGGAGUUGUGAUGUUAGAGAUAAUAACCGCAAGAAAACCGAUCGAGAAAGGCAGGUACAUUGUGAGGGAAGUGAAAGAAGCAAUGAAUAAGAAUAAAGAACUCUAUGACUUAAAAGAGGUCCUUGACCCAGCUAUUGGUUUUAGUAGCCAACCCAAUGGAUUGGAGAGGUUCGUGGAUUUGGCUCUUAGGUGUGUUGAGGAUACGGGAAAUCAAAGACCAACUAUGAGUGAAGUCGUGAAAGAACUAGAGAGCAUUAUGGAAUUGAUAGGGCUUAACCCACGCAUUGAAUCAUCAUCGUCAACUUCAGCAAGUUAUGAAGGAACGAGUAAAGAUUACAACUAUCCAGAUAGUAGUGAUAGCCUUUUAUCUUAUAGCGAAGGUUCAUUACCUUCAAAGUUGUAUCCAGAAUAGCAAUCUUUAUUUUGCAAUGAAGUGGUAAGAACGCGUGCACA
Helianthus annuus (common sunflower) is the source of this 3055-nucleotide messenger RNA. RefSeq names its product probable leucine-rich repeat receptor-like protein kinase At5g49770. Gene Ontology annotation, molecular function: protein kinase activity; protein binding; ATP binding. The transcript has 19 exons. The coding region runs from base 162 to 3014 and encodes 950 amino acids. Gene Ontology annotation, biological process: protein phosphorylation. Lineage: Eukaryota; Viridiplantae; Streptophyta; Magnoliopsida; Asterales; Asteraceae. The record is from RefSeq and is a predicted model, not a curated record.